Molecule: messenger RNA, 2703 nt
Organism: Histoplasma capsulatum G186AR
Lineage: Eukaryota; Fungi; Ascomycota; Eurotiomycetes; Onygenales; Ajellomycetaceae
Product: cytochrome c1
Exons: 12
Coding region: 1-2175 (724 amino acids)
Biological process (GO): mitochondrial electron transport, ubiquinol to cytochrome c
Molecular function (GO): electron transfer activity; ATP hydrolysis activity; ATP binding
Source: RefSeq, a predicted model, not a curated record
AUGGGAUUUCCACCCAGAGGGACGGAGACCAUUUCCAAGCCUAUCCUCCACGUCGAAGCACGUAUCAGGAAUGAGGGAAACAUCAUUGUCCGGACAGACAUCGUCCGCGAUGAAGUCACAAAGUGGCUCCUGGAAACUUUCGCUGUCCUAAGCCUGGGACAGGAGAUAACCUCCUUCUCGGACCUAACAGAUACUUACUGCCAAUAUCUUGACGUGGUAAAGGUGAUGGAAUGCGCAGGGCCCCAGCAGGAGAGCGGUGCAUACCGACUUGAGGACGUCGAAUUGGACGUGCAAGCAUACCAGCUGCAUGGAUCUGAGAGCAUAAACGACUCGCCGCAGCCGACGUAUGCUGACGUCAAUGGGAAAAGAGAUGAGGAAGGCCCGCAGGCACGGAUUAUCAGCCUACCAAGCAAAGAGUUGGAUGGGUUGUGGGAAUCGCUUCUGUUUGAUGAGCUGAUACCGUCGACAUUGCUUCGAGCGGUGAACAGGAUGCUUAUGUUUUCCGGGAGGAAACUCAACACCUGGACGAUCAAUUGGAACAGGCUCAUUCUGCUCUAUGGUCCACCAGGGACUGGAAAGACGAGUCUUUGCCGUGGAUUAGCACAAAAACUGUCAAUCCGCCUGGGCAAACAAUUCCCCCAGAGCAAGAUGGUAGAAAUCAAUGCGCACUCGCUAGGGAGUAAAUUUUUCAGCGAAAGCGGCAAGCUAGUUGCACGGAUGUUCGAUAACAUUGAGAAUAUUCUUGAAGAGGAACCGGAUACUUUUGUAUGUGUGUUCAUCGACGAGGCGGAGACAUUGACUGCCAAACGGGAACAGAGCGUGCACGGAAACGAGCCCUUUGAUGCGAUGCGUGCCGUGAACGCACUUUUGACGGCGCUGGAUCGGCUCAGACACAGGCCGAAUGUGGUGGUACUCUGCACCAGUAACCUUAUCACGGCGCUGGGAUUGAGUGGCCGUAGUCUGCGCAGGCUUCCGGCCCUAUCGUUGGUGCUACACUCAGACUAUUCCAAGUGUACUAUCGAGCAGGCCGUGAGAGCUUUGGCGCUGGGAGUGGAAGAGGAGAAGCGGGCCGGAGUAGAGGCAGCAUCAGGAGCAAGCGGGCGAUGUGCUGCCAGCAUGUCACCAAACCUGCUUGCAUGUCCAAACCUCAAAACUUCCACUCCGGAAAUCACAUAUCGGAGUCUCAACGACAAACGUGCCCUCUCUUCUCCCCGCCUCAGCACCCCCUCCGGCUCUUCCCCACUGGCGGGAAUUCAAUCCUCUGAAUUGAAGAAAAAUCGAGCCUCUUCCACAUCUUCUGGGUCCCGCGCUGAAUCGCCGUUCUACCUGACCCUCUCCGCCUCGGCUGCCACUGUGACCGCUGUCGGCGCGGUGGCAUGGUAUUAUCAUCUCUAUGGCCAAGAGGCCUUUGCUAUGACGCCCGCUGAAGAAGGGUUACAUCCAGCUAAAUACCCAUGGGAACACACAAAAUGGACAAAAACAUUCGAUCACCAAGCUCUCCGCCGUGGCUUCCAAGUCUACCGCGAAGUAUGCAUGGCUUGCCACUCCCUCACUCGUGUGCCAUGGCGCGCAUUCGUCGGCACCAUCCAUACCGUGGACGAGAUGAAAGCCAUGGCCGAGGAAUACGAGUACGAUACCGAACCCAAUGACCAAGGCGAAAUCGAGAAGCGGCCAGGCAAAUUGUCCGACUAUAUUCCCCCGCCCUACAAGAAUGACGAGGCCGCCCGCGCCGCAAACAACAGCGCUCUACCACCAGAUUUGAGUUUGAUAGUCAAGGCCCGCCAUGGCGGCUGUGAUUACAUCUUCAACUUGCUAACUGGAUAUCCCGAUGAGCCGCCUGCGGGUGCCACAGUACAAGAGGGAUUGAACUUUAAUCCCUACUUCCCCGGAACUGGAAUUGCAAUGGCCCGCGUCCUCUUCGAUGGCCUUGUCGAAUACGAAGACGGCACACCAGCCACCACCUCGCAAAUGGCCAAGGACGUAACGGAGUUCCUAAACUGGGCGGCAGAACCGGAGAUGGAUGAGCGAAAAAAGAUGGGCCUCAAGACUCUCGCCAUCACUGCUAUGCUCACUGCCAUCAGCAUCUGGGUUAAGAGAUAUAAGUGGGCACCUAUCAAAUCGCGGAAGAUCGUGUAUAGUCCGCCAGUUGGGAGGCCGCCCAUUGGCAAGCGCUAGUUGUUUGGUUGGUUUUUCGUUCGUUUCUGAAUUAUGCUCGUUUUUUUCUUUGUUGUACUUUGUACUUUGCAUAGAAGGUGCAAGAGGAGGUUGUCGGUUGUGGACGGUGAGAUAAUGGAUAGAUGGAAGUCAUACUUGUACCAAAACACAGAACCAGGUCAAAAAAGCCCUCAACCCUCUCCCUUUUUUUUAAGAUAAAAAAUUAUUUGGAUGCAUCUAGGAUGGAAAGAAAAGGAACGAGGAGAGGAGGAGAGGACCACUACAUCCCUCACCCAAGUCACAAAAAAAACCCGCAGAAAUAUCACCGGAGCAUAUGCUUUUUCAUUUUAUCAUUUCAUAUGCACUUUUUUCUCUACCAUUUUUUUCUAUUUGCUGUAUUGUUUUAAAAGUACAAACACACACGCCUUACUUCCCUUCUCUUUCCUUCCCUUCUUUCACUCUCUCCUCGCACUCUCUUUCUCUCCAUCCUCUAUACCCAUCCAUUUCUAAAACGAGAAUCUUGUUUCAAUUAAUUCGUUUUCACCUAUA